Molecule: messenger RNA, 1062 nt
Organism: Linnemannia hyalina
Lineage: Eukaryota; Fungi; Mortierellomycota; Mortierellomycetes; Mortierellales; Mortierellaceae
Source: the annotation of a GenBank genome assembly
AUGGGUUGCUGCAUCAGCCAAGAAGAUAAGGAGGGCCGUAGCCGAAAUGAGGAUAUUGAGAACCAGCUUCGCCGUGACCGCAUGCAGAUGCGCAACGAAGUCAAGAUGUUGUUGCUCGGUGCCGGAGAGUCUGGCAAGUCAACCAUCCUCAAGCAGAUGAAGUUGAUCCACGAUGGAGGCUACUCCAAGGAAGAGCGGGAAGCCUUCAAGGAAAUCAUCUUUUCUAACACUGUCCAAAGUAUGCGCGUUAUCCUUGAGGCCAUGGAUAAGAUGGAGCUACCUCUCUACCACGAUGCCAACCGCAACUAUGCCAUUAUUGUCAUGAGCCUACCCCCUCAAAUUGAAGGCGAGUACAUGCCCCAUGAGGUUGCUGUUGCCGUUCAGAACCUUUGGGUUGACCCUAACGUCCAGCAGGCCUUCCAGCGCAGUCGCGAGUACCAGCUCAACGACUCUGCCAAAUACUAUUUCGAUUCUAUUGACCGGAUUGCCAAGUCAGACUACAUCCCUACAGACCAAGAUGUGCUCCGGUCUCGUGUCAAGACCACGGGUAUUACAGAAACGCGUUUUGUGAUUGGUGAUUUGACCUACAUGAUGUUCGAUGUGGGUGGUCAGCGAUCCGAGCGUAAGAAGUGGAUCCACUGCUUUGAGAAUGUCACAGCGAUUGUGUUCUUGGUGGCUAUCUCCGAAUACGACCAGCUGCUGUUUGAGGACGAGACGGUCAACCGUAUGCAAGAGGCCUUGACGCUCUUCGACUCUAUCUGCAACUCUCGGUGGUUCGUGAAAACGUCGAUCAUUCUCUUCCUCAACAAGAUCGAUCGCUUCAAGGAGAAGUUGCCCAUCUCGCCCAUGCGCAAGUACUUCCCCGACUUUGAAGGUGGAGACGACUACGAUCUGGCAUCACAGUACAUCCUCCAACGGUUCGUCAACCUGAACUUGUCCGACACCAAGCAGAUCUAUGCCCACUUUACAUGCGCGACCGACACUUCCCAGAUCAAGUUCGUCAUGGCCGCUGUCAGCGAUAUUAUCAUCCAGACCAACCUCCGCGACUGUGGUCUCCUGUAA